UCUUCUGCUUGCCCCGCCGCCUUCCUCGCGACCCCCCCCCCUCUCCUCUCGCCGCCGCCGCGUCCGCUCCACCCGGCGGCGGAGUACUCUCCAUCCGCCGCCGCCGCUUGGUACUAGAUUUGUGCUGGUAGCCGCGUAGAUCUAACUAGAGAGAGAGAGAGAAGGGAGUGAGUGGCGAGGAUGAGCGUGGUGGGGUUCGACGUCGGCAAUGAGAGCGGCAUCGUCGCCGUGGCGCGGCAGCGGGGCAUCGACGUGGUGCUCAACGAGGAGUCGAAGCGGGAGACCCCCGCCGUCGUCUGCUUCGGCGACAAGCAGCGCUUCAUCGGCACCGCGGGGGCCGCGUCCUCCACCAUGAACCCUAGGAACUCCGUCUCCCAGAUCAAGCGCCUCCUCGGCCGCGCCUUCGCCGACCCGGAGCUGCAGCGCGACCUCGCCUCCUUCCCGUUCCGCGUCUCCGAGGGCCCCGACGGCUUCCCGCUCGUCCACGCAAGGUACCUUGGGGAGGACAGGGCGUUCACCCCCACGCAGCUGCUCGCCAUGGUGCUCUCCAACCUCAAGGGGAUCGCCGAGGGCAAUCUCAACGCCGCGGUCUUCGAUUGCUGCAUUGGCAUCCCGGCGUAUUUCACUGAUCUGCAGCGAAGGGCUGUCGCCGAUGCCGCCGCCAUCGCGGGCCUCCGCCCGCUGCGCCUGUUCCAUGAGACGACCGCCACGGCGCUGGCUUAUGGAAUUUACAAGACCGAUCUCCCGGAGAAGGAGUGGUUGAAUGUGGCGUUCAUCGAUGUCGGGCAUGCUAGCAUGCAGGUUAGCAUCGUCGGGUACAAGAAAGGGCAGCUCAACAUGCUCUCGCAUGCGUAUGACCGGUCCCUUGGCGGGAGAGACUUUGAUGAGGUUCUAUUCAAGCACUUUGCGGAGAAAUUUAAGGACGAGUACAAAAUAGACGUCUACCAGAAUGCCCGUGCGUGCGUUAGGCUGCGUGUGGCGUGUGAAAAGCUCAAGAAGAUGCUGAGUGCCAAUCCAGAGGCACCACUGAACAUUGAGUGCUUGAUGGAUGAGAAGGAUGUGCGGGGAUUUAUAAAACGGGAGGAGUUCGAACAGAUCAGUUCCCCAGUGCUACAACGUGUGAAGGCUCCAUUGGAAAAGGCCUUGGCUGAAGCUGGCUUAACAACAGAAAAUGUGCACUUUGUUGAGGUUGUUGGAUCGGGCUCUCGUGUUCCUGCAAUAAUCAGGAUAAUCACUGAAUUUUUUGGAAAGGAACCGAGGAGGACUAUGAAUGCAAGUGAAUGUGUUGCCCGGGGAUGCGCUCUUCAGUGUGCUGUUCUUAGCCCCACUUUCAAAGUCCGGGAAUUUGAGGUCAAUGAUGGGUUCCCGUUUUCAAUUGCUUUGUCAUGCAAACCGGAUUCUGAGAACACUGAAUCCGAACAGACUAUCGUGUUCCCAAAAGGAAGUCCAGUCCCUAGUGCCAAAACUGUGACCUUCUAUAGGUCCAAUACAUUUGCAGUAGACGUUGUGAGUGUCGAUGCAGAUGAUUUGCAAAUGGCUAAAAAAAUCAGCUCCUAUACAAUUGGCCCUUUCCAAUCCAGCAAACCUGAGAAGGCAAAAGUGAAUGUGAAAGCAUGUCUCAACAUCCAUGGGAUAGUCUCUAUUGAAUCAGCAAUGAUGCUGGAGGAGGAAGUGGAUGUUCCGGUAGCAACUACAAAUGAGACACUAAAGGAUGAUACUAAAAUGGAUACAGAUGAUGCACUAGGUGACCCUGCUUCUGGAACUGAUGAGAACAUGCAGGAAUCCAAAUGUUCUGCAGAUGCCACUCAUGGUGCUGCAGAAAAUGGGAAGCCAGAUUCUGAGGAAAUAUCUGCUCCAAUGGAUACUGAUGCCAAGGUUGAGCCAUUGAUAAAGAAUGUGAAGAAAAUUGAUGUUCCAGUUUCUGGAUUGGUUUAUGGUGCACUGGGGUCUGAAGAAUUGGUGAAAGCUUCUGAGAAUGAGUAUGAAAUGGCUCUUCAGGACAGAGUAAUGGAAGAAACCAAGGAGAAAAAGAAUGCUGUCGAGGCUUAUGUUUAUGACAUGCGUAACAAGCUCUAUGACAAGUACAACGAUUUUGUCAUGUCUGAGUACAAGGAAGGGUUUAUUGCCAAGCUUCAGGAGGUUGAGGAUUGGCUGUACGAAGAUGGUGAAGAUGAGACAAAAGGGGUUUAUAUUGCAAAGCUGGAAGAACUUAAAAAGGUUGGUGAUCCUAUUGAGAUCCGCUACAAAGAGUGGGCUGAAAGAAGCUCUUCUAUUAACCAGCUGGUACAUUGCAUCAACGGUUUUAAAGAGGUUGCAUUGUCUAAUAGCCAAGCAUUUGAUCACAUCGACAUGUCAGAAAAACAGAAGGUCCUGGAUGAGUGUUCGGAGGCCGAGAUCUGGCUAAUAGAGAAACAGCAGCAGCAGGAUGCUCUACCAAAGCAUGCUGAUCCUGUCCUCUUAAUAUCUGACAUGAAGAAGAAAGCUGAAGCACUUGACAGGUCGUGCAGACCGAUUAUGUCAAAGCCGAAACCUGCACCGAAGCCACAGACCCCUCCUCCGCCUACGCCUCCGACUGAAAGCCCAACAACGCCUGAGCCUCAAACUCCAGAGCAGCAGCAGCAAUCCAACGGUGCCGGUGAAGCUGAAGAGCCGACAAGCGAGGGAGGUGCCCAGGAUCAGGAGCCUACUGCCGAGCAAAUGGACACAGACAAACCUGACGGUUGGGCCGAACCAUCGGCAUAAGUUUGUUGUCGACAAACUAAGAACUCCUGUGAUCGAAUGCUUCCUCAUGUGGUUAUGGUCACUUGGUUUUAGGCCCGUGAAUGAGCUAGGAGAACCGGAUGUUUUUUUGGGGUGCUGUACUUGGUGGUCACUUCACUUGGUUGGGAUUGUGACAUGGACAUGUUGGUAAGGGUAAAAUGCUGGUGGCUUGUCCCUUGAAUCACUUUUUUUUUCUUCUCUUAUUUAGGAUGGUUGAAUUGGGGAUGAGAGGGCAUGCCACCACCCAUUUAUUCAGGCCUUGGUUCAACACGGGUCUAAACUGUAGCUUUUGUCCAAUGGUCCAUAACAUCUAAGGAAAAACAAAUUUUGGUCCAUGGGAAGAAACGCUCUCAAUACAUUUUUUACUGGUUUCCCAUUGAGUUCA
Molecule: messenger RNA, 3145 nt
Organism: Oryza sativa Japonica Group (Japanese rice)
Lineage: Eukaryota; Viridiplantae; Streptophyta; Magnoliopsida; Poales; Poaceae
Product: heat shock 70 kDa protein 15
Biological process (GO): protein folding
Cellular component (GO): nucleus; cytosol
Molecular function (GO): ATP binding; ATP-dependent protein folding chaperone
Source: RefSeq, a predicted model, not a curated record